CCAUUCGUAUUCUGUCCUUUCUCUAUUGCAUCUGUAGACUACUCAAAACACUCCCUCUCUCCCUCUCUCUCCUCAGGACCCCAAUAUAACUUCCCAACUCUCCCUCUCUCCCUCUCUCUCAAAUGGCAAGCCCAACAAUACUCUCACCUUGCAGCAGCGGAAGACGAAGCAGCGACUACAACUCCCCCGAGUUCGAGUUUUGUAUGCUCCGAAACCCAUCUUUCCCUCAACCCACCCUCCUCUCCGCCGACGAGUUGUUCGUCGACGGCGUCCUCCUCCCCCUCCACCUCCUCCCCCCCUACCACCACCACCCACCCGACGACCCACAUCCCCAACCACCAAACCCACAAUCUACCACCCCCAACCCAGACCCACCUCCGAAUCCAGAACUCGCUACUAGAUCCGACUUAUCGAUCGACCCACCAGGCUCAUCCGCCACCGCAUUGACAGCUUCUAAGCGAUGGAAAGCCUUAUUCAAGAAGAGCGAUAGAAAAAUCAAAGAAAAGAAAAAAGAGAUUAAAGCUGGAACUGGUGGAGCCACCUCGGCGGAGCUGAAUAUAAAUCUAUGGCCUUUUUCACGGAGUAGAUCCGCCGGCAACGGCGGAACUCGGCCCAAGAUGGUCGCCGGAACGGCGGCGACUCGGAAGGUGAGUAGUGCGCCAUGUUCACGGAGCAACUCGGCGGGCGAGUCCAAGUCCAAGAAGUGGCCGAAUAGUCCGAACCGAGGUGGGGUCCAUUUGGGUCGGAGCAGCCCGGUUUGGCAGGUUCGGCGUGGAGGCUCGGGUGGGAUGAGCUCCGACCGAGUGGGGGUUCGGAAUGUCGAAAAGGGUGUUCGAAAAGAUGGAAACGAAAAUCGCCGGAAAAAAUCCUCCUCCGCCUCCACCGCCUCCGCAGGCGGUGGUGGUGGUGAUGGAAGUGGUGGUGCCAAAGCGAGGACUUUGAAUUUGAAUGUUCCGAUGUGUAUUGGGUACAGGCAGCAUUUGAGUUGUAGAAGUGGCGUCUCCGCCGAGGGCGGUGGAGGAAGUGGUAGUCACGGCGGCGGUGGUAGCAGCCCGGACGACGGUGGACGGGGCGGUAAUUUGUUUAAUCUGCGUAACCUCUUUACCAAGAAAGUGUAUUAACUCCUUUGUUCUUCUUUUGUUAAAAUAUCUAGUUAAUAAUGUAAAUUUUAAUUAUCAUGUUUAUUUUGUUUAUUAUUAUUUUUUUCUUGUUUUUUUCAUGUAAUUUUUUUUUUUUUGUUUUAUUGUUGUUUGAUCGACUUGUUUUAACUGUAAAUAAAAGUUCUAGUUUCCUUUGCUUCGUUUGUAA
Molecule: messenger RNA, 1308 nt
Organism: Camellia sinensis
Lineage: Eukaryota; Viridiplantae; Streptophyta; Magnoliopsida; Ericales; Theaceae
Source: RefSeq, a predicted model, not a curated record